AGCAAGACUUCAAUCUAUUUCAGGAAGCUCUUGCCUUUGUAGUCAUCAUUAUUUUUAACAACAACAACAACAACAAAAUCAACAACAGACAACCAUCUAACCGAUCUGUUCACAGAAGAGCUCAAUGGAAGAACUCAGGGCUGCUGCGAAAGUGCACUACCGCGAUAACAGUAUCUUCAAGAAGGCCAUCCAAGCGAUCAACGAACGCGUCGACUCUCAGUUCGACAACUGGGUGGAUUACCGAACUUUUGUGACCCUGGUUGAGGAGAGGUCGCGGCGCUGCACUUCCGAGGCCCUGUUCCGCCAGCUGGACAGGGGCGGGAAGCGCCAUCUUGACCAGGAUGACAUACGCAUGCUGUACUAUCUGAUGGACACGAGAGGCGACUGCUCUCACUGCAAGUCGCCAAACAACCCGACUUUCAACGUCUGCACUGCUUGUUAUCGUGCCAAGGCCUUCAACCACCCGCACCAUAAUGUUUUCGUGGACAAUUACAAGUUGCUGCAAAGGAGGAGAUUCCAACAACGGAACUGGGAGGAACUCCGACAAUCAGCGGUACAAGGCGCCGCGACUGGGUUGUUAGUUGGAGCAACAAAAGAAGGAUACAAGGAGAGCGAGGCAAUAGCUGAACAAUUCAAUGGACUGAUAGGAAUGGCUGGUGAGCAAGCUCCGGAGGCCGGUGUGAGCGAAGCCCCGGGCCUCCUCGACCCUGGCUUCGAUUCAGUGCAGGGAGCCAUCACUGAGACAGGGAAUGGAUUGGCAGACACAUUCACGGACAUUAUCAGCUUCUUUUUGCAAUAGGAUACCCACAUCUGGCUUCUCCUCCUUGGAGACUUUUUUUUUAUUUAUGUUCUUCGAAUAACUGUUUCCUUGAACUUUUCCGGUGAAAAGCAAUGGAAUUGGCAAGUCUAAACUCUUUAUUCUACCUUGACAUUUUUGCA
Molecule: messenger RNA, 939 nt
Organism: Syzygium oleosum
Lineage: Eukaryota; Viridiplantae; Streptophyta; Magnoliopsida; Myrtales; Myrtaceae
Exons: 2
Coding region: 125-799 (224 amino acids)
Source: RefSeq, a predicted model, not a curated record